CUCGCUACCGCUAUCAAACGCUUCUCGCUACCGUCACUCUCUAGACCAAUCGCUACGCCGGUAACUUCACGCGCUAUGCAUAUCCAAUCAAUUCCCAUGUGGGUGGGCAGUGGUAACAACUAUGCCUAUCUCGUAUCAGACGACAAGACAAAGGAAGCUGUGAUUAUCGAUCCAGCCAACCCACCCGAAGUGCUCCCAGUCCUCGAGGCAAAGGCAAGAGGAGACGGAAACCUCAAACUGACCAAGAUCAUCAACACACACCACCACCACGACCAUGCCGGAGGGAACAGCAAAAUAUUGAAAUCCUUCAACGUGCCCAUAAUCGGCGGCCGCGACUGCGACCACGUCACUGAAACGCCAAGUCACAACUCGACCUUCAACAUCGGCUCGAUAAAAGUAACCGCGCUGCACACGCCCUGCCACACCCAGGACCACAUCUGCUUCUUCGCCGAGGACGGCAACGACCGCGCCGUCUUCACCGGCGAUACGCUGUUCAUCGGUGGCUGUGGCCGUUUCUUCGAAGGCACGCCCAAGGAGAUGCACAAAGCACUCAAUGAGACACUCGCGGCGCUGCCAGACGAUACGAAAGUCUACCCCGGGCAUGAGUAUACGAAGGGUAAUGUCAAGUUCGCGAAGACGAUUGUGAAUGAUGCUGCGGUUAAGAGUCUCGAUGAGUAUAGCCAGGCGAAUCAGGAGACGCAGGGCAAGUUUACUAUUGGAGAUGAGAAGAAACACAACGUCUUCAUGCGUGUCAACGAUCCCGAGAUUCAGAAGAUUGUGGGCCAGACGGAGCCGAUUGAAGUCAUGCGCGUCUUGCGGGAGAGAAAGGACAAGUCCUAGAAAGGCAAGGU
This is a messenger RNA of Dothidotthia symphoricarpi CBS 119687, 851 nucleotides long. Its product is annotated as Metallo-hydrolase/oxidoreductase. The transcript is spliced from 7 exons. Gene Ontology annotation, molecular function: hydroxyacylglutathione hydrolase activity. Lineage: Eukaryota; Fungi; Ascomycota; Dothideomycetes; Pleosporales; Dothidotthiaceae. The record is from RefSeq and is a predicted model, not a curated record. Bases 76 to 840 code for a protein of 254 amino acids.